Messenger RNA from Neomonachus schauinslandi (Hawaiian monk seal), 1501 nucleotides. It is a transcript of the gene GPATCH11, whose product is annotated as G-patch domain containing 11. The coding region runs from base 178 to 972 and encodes 264 amino acids. The transcript has 9 exons. Gene Ontology annotation, cellular component: kinetochore. NCBI's taxonomy places the organism in Eukaryota, Metazoa, Chordata, Mammalia, Carnivora, Phocidae. The record is from RefSeq and is a predicted model, not a curated record. Gene Ontology annotation, molecular function: nucleic acid binding.
GCGUACUAAUUACAUCCUCCUAGUCUCCCCUGCCACAGGUUUCCAAUUGAUUGCUCGCUAGGAAACUCAGGUGGGACCUGAGGCUCAGACGUCCCCUGCUGGUAGGUGGGCGCAUGCGCCGCGCGCGCUCUCGCAAACUGGCCCGGGGCGAGUAGAGCUGCCAGAAACUUUUGCCAUAUGAAGUUGAACAUGGCAGAAGAAGAGGACUAUAUGUCAGAUUCCUUCAUUAAUGUCCAACAAGACAUCAGACCAGGAUUGCCAAUGCUGAGGCAGAUCCGAGAAGCCCGUCGAAAAGAAGAAAAGCAACAGGAAGCUAAUUUGAAAAAUAGACAGAAGAGUUUAAAAGAAGAAGAACAAGAAAGACGUGACAUUGGGUUGAAGAAUGCACUAGGCUGUGAAAACAAAGGGUUUGCUCUGCUCCAAAAGAUGGGAUAUAAAAGUGGUCAGGCCCUUGGCAAGAGUGGAGAUGGUAUUGUUGAGCCAAUUCCUCUCAACGUCAAAACAGGGAAAAGCGGCCUUGGUCAUGAGGCAUUACUGAAACGGAAAGCAGAGGAAAAACUAGAAAGCUACAGGAGAAAGAUUCACAUGAAAAACCAAGCUGAAGAAACAGCCGCAGAGCAAUUUCGACUGCGAUUUAAACAUAAGCAUGAUGAAGUGAAGCUGGAAGGGGACCUGAGGAGAAGCCAGCGAGCAUGCCAGCAGUUGGAUACUCAGAAGAACAUUCAGUUUCCCAGGGAAGCAUGGUACUGGUUGGGGCUUGAAAAGGAGACUGAGGAAGAGGAAGAGGAAGAAAAAGAGCCAGAUGAAGAUGAAUAUAAGAGUGAAGACUUAAGUGUACUGGAAAAAUUACAAAUAUUGACUGGUUAUUUAAGAGAAGAGCAUCUGUAUUGUAUUUGGUGUGGAACAGCCUAUGAAGAUAAAGAAGACCUCUCUUCAAAUUGCCCAGGACCAACUUCGGCAGAUCACGACUAAGAUUAUUCUCAAUAAAGUAGAAACUUGGGAAAUGUUUCCUAAAAAUAGACAAUUGGACAGUUAGAAUUCCCACAUUAUGCCUAAAGAAAGAGGGCCUUUUAUAUGUUGUGUUCUUUUUGUAACUUUGGAAAUACUUUGUACUUUAUAGUUGUUCAUAGACUUCAGAAAAAUAACGGAAUGCUAUUUCAGAACACCAGUGUUACAGACACGGGCAAUUACAAUUCAAGACUCGAUUGUGAUGCUUCUGGGGCUUAAGGAUACCUCUCUUAUUCCCCUCUUCACUUUGGAUCAAAUUGAGAAGUAAGACAUGGGAGUCAGAGAGAGCUCAAAGUGUUGGCUUUAUUUAUCAUCAGUGAAGCUGGAGUAGAGAGCAAGGUUGACUUGUUCUCCUGUCAGGCUCCCUAAAAUAUCUCCCCGCCUAGACGCAACUACAGACCUCUGCCUCACCAGGGAUAGAGCCCACCUUUGCAUUCUGAGACCAUUCAGCUUUCAAGGUGAGAGAACCCACCAGGGGCUGGGCCACACAUGC